AUGGUUACGAAGGCGAACUCGGAUCGAAUUGAGGAUUCUGGUGCCAUAGAGCAAGGCGAGCACGAUCAUGUCCCGCAGAAGAACACAGAUAUCUAUCACGGGGAUGCUGAGAUAGUGGUGGAUAUUGGCUCGAACGCUGCAAAGUCAGAGGUCGCGUCAAACCUGAAACUGGCAUCAGAUAGCCAUACGAUCUUGAUUCCACAGCCCUCGGAUGACCCUCACGACCCCCUCAACUGGUCUCACGCUAAAAAGCACCUGUUACUGGCCACAAUUGGUCUUGCUGCGUUUGUUGCUGACUUCCAAGCUGGUGCUGCGGUGCCGUGUAUCAUCAUCCAAGGAGCAGAAUGGCACUUAUCACCAACACACGUGAAUUAUGCCAACAACUUGAAUGUCUUACUCGUCCUCAUGAACUUGAUGUGGGCAGUUGGAAUCAACCAAACAUCAUCGAUACUAUUUUCUUUACCAGUUACAGAAGGGGGUUACGGCUUUAGUCAAAGCGUGGUAGGCUAUAUCUUCUUCGCCCCUGUUACCGGCGUUGUGCUUGGAGAGCUUUUUGGGCAUUUCUUCAACGACUUCCUUGCCUCCCGCCAUAUCCGACGACAUAAAGGCAUCUUUAUCCCGGAAGCACGUCUGUUCCCAAUUUAUCUCUCGACAAUCUUCAUGGUGCCAGGGUUAGUGUUGGUUGGACAGUCACUUUUUCACCAUCUCCACUGGGCUGCUAUCAUCAUGGGCUGGGGUAUGUUCGUCUUUGGCUAUAUGGUUGCAACGGUUGCCGUUACUGCGUAUGCAUUAGACUCCUAUCCCACUGCCGCUGGUGAAGUUUCUGCCCUCAUCAACCUGGCUCGCCUUCUUGGAGGAUUCUCUGUAGGAUAUUUCCAGCUUCAAUGGGGUGAGAAAAGCGGAUACAAUGUGACAUUCGGAGUACAGGCAGCUAUAGUUGCAGCUGGAAUUAUGAUUAUCCCGCUCCUUCAUAUCUUCGCUCUCGAGUUCCCAGACGGCUAG
Messenger RNA from Exophiala bonariae, 1002 nucleotides. RefSeq lists its product as uncharacterized. The record is from RefSeq and is a predicted model, not a curated record. Gene Ontology annotation, molecular function: transmembrane transporter activity. Lineage: Eukaryota; Fungi; Ascomycota; Eurotiomycetes; Chaetothyriales; Herpotrichiellaceae. Gene Ontology annotation, cellular component: plasma membrane. The transcript is spliced from 6 exons. Gene Ontology annotation, biological process: transmembrane transport. Bases 1 to 1002 code for a protein of 333 amino acids.